UUAUCCCGUUUUCAGGCUUCCUGUCCGUCUCUCUCUAAUCUGUCAAUGGUCUUUCUCUCUCUCAUUUGUUCAAGGUGCCUUUCUAUCUCUGGCUCUGGACACUGAGAAAACCCACAAAAAAAUCUCUGCAAAAUUCAGUGAAAAUGGGGAGCAAUUGGAGGAGGAAUCUUGGAAAUGUGAGAUCGUUCAUUGGGAAUUCGAUGGGUGGUUUAAGAGGGGGAAGUAACCUGGCUUCUUGGGCAGUUGCUUGUACCUUGGCAUACUUCCUUUGGGUCAAGCCUGCUCGAGAGCUCAGAAAAGAACAAGAGGAGAGAGCAGCGCUUGCUGCAAGUUCAGAUCCUUAUCGAUAUGUUGAGAAACGAAAACCAAUUCCAGACCCUCAGAAAACUGGUUUGAUCUAUGGGAAAGGGCGCCAAACAGAAAGAUCAGAGGGAUAAUUCACCUUGUGAACACGCUUCUUGGGAGUUGGGUGAAAGAGCUCCUAUGGUGCUUGGCUCUUUGGAUUUGUAGAGAAACAAUGAACAAGGAUGUGCAACUGGAUGAAUUCUUUCUGUAUGUCGUAUCUCAAGCAUAUAUUUUUUUUUUUGAUUUUAGGAACAUAGUUUUCAACUUUGAAAUCAGAGGUACACAAGAAAAUAAGUGGAAGAUAUCACUUUUGUACACAGGUUUCUAUAGGCUUAUUUAGUGUUCACUACAUUGGUGCUUUUGGUUCAAAUUCAUUGAAAUUUUGGAUGUAUGACAAAUUAACUGCUCAUUGAAUGAAGUAAAACUCUAUGAAAUUUUGAA
Amborella trichopoda is the source of this 786-nucleotide messenger RNA. Its product is annotated as subtilisin-like protease. The record is from RefSeq and is a predicted model, not a curated record. NCBI's taxonomy places the organism in Eukaryota, Viridiplantae, Streptophyta, Magnoliopsida, Amborellales, Amborellaceae.